AUGGCCGCCGCAUCGUCAACAUUUAACGAAGCUGGGCCUUCCUCGUCCGCCGCAUCGGAUGCCAAGAAGCUUGCCAUCAGCUCCAAUCUCAUCUCUGUGCUCAAACCAGCCAAGGUCUUUUCACAAUACGUCACCAAAGGUACGUCGAUCACCUCGGCGUCGUUUGAUGAUGCGGGGUUUCAGUGCAUUACUUCCGGCGAAGACGAUUUCAUGCACGUUUACGACGCCAAGUAUGGCCUACAUGUCGCCAAAAUUCCAUCACAAAAGUACGGCGUCCAUCUCACACGCUUCACUCAUGACAAGGACUCGGUCAUCUAUGCAUCGACAAAGGAAAACAACGCUAUACGGUACAUGGAUCUCAAGACUAAAGCAUACAUGCGCUAUUUUGAGGGACACGAGAACAAGGUGGUCACGCUUCAGAUGGCACCCCAGAAUGACACCUUCUUGUCCGGCAGUGUCGAUGAGGCGGUACGGUUGUGGGAUUUGAGGACACCCAAAUCGAUGGGACUCAUGAACAUUCAAGGGCAUCCGGUAGUGGCCUACGAUCCGACGGGCAAGGUGUUUGCCGUAUCCAAAGACGAGCGUUCGGCAGUGUUGCUGUACGACGUUCGCAAGUUUGAUCAGAUGCCAUUUCUUGUGGUCCAUCUUGACGAUUCGGCAGCACUGUCCAAAGUGUCGAUGCCGCCGAGGAUGCCAAUUAUCACUUCGCUUACAUUUACCAACGACAGCCAGUACCUGCUGCUGGGCACAUCAGGCGACGUACACUAUGUCAUUGACACCUUCUCGGAAGGCGAUCUGGUGGUCGCGAGAUUGAUAGGACAUGAAGGACUUGAAAAGGCAUCCGGAACGUCGAUAGGCAUGGUGGCCGAAGCGGGCAUCAGCGGUCAGGAGAUAUGCUGGACACCAGAUGGAAAGUGGGUGCUCUCGGGAUCAGCCGACGGUUCAGUCGUGUUUUGGUCCAUCGAUCUCGAAGAAGCCAGUCGGAACGAGUUUCGCAACCUGCGACCACGCUACAAGCAGUCAGCUCACGAUGGUGCCAGCCGUGUCCUAGCUUUCAACCCAAGAUAUGCACAGUUUAUGAGUGCGGGUGCUGAAGUAGCUUUCUGGCUACCGGACUUGCCGGAAGAAGUGUAA
Molecule: messenger RNA, 1134 nt
Organism: Mycosarcoma maydis (corn smut)
Lineage: Eukaryota; Fungi; Basidiomycota; Ustilaginomycetes; Ustilaginales
Product: WD-repeat containing protein SWD2
Exons: 2
Coding region: 1-1134 (377 amino acids)
Cellular component (GO): Set1C/COMPASS complex
Molecular function (GO): chromatin binding; protein binding
Source: RefSeq, a predicted model, not a curated record